UUUCAACCUUGCGGCACAAUAGAAAAGAAAUUUCACGGCUAGAGGUUAUCGUUUGUUCUGAGUUUGAUAGUUUGUGUGUGUUUAACAGUGGAGUUCAGGACAAGUGCUUGUUUCUUCGUCGCUUGUCGCGUUAGGCCAUGGACUUUGAAUCAAGCUACGAUAUUUCCGCCACUGCCGACUUCAUCCACAGCCGCAACUUCACCAGAGUUGCUUUGCAAUUUCCAGAUGAUCUUCUAAAAGAUUCGACGAAAGUGGUGGCAGCAUUAAGCCAACGUCUUCAAUCACUAAGAGAAGUCGAUGUCACAGGAACUGUCAAUAUGACAGAGGUAGCGUUGUACGUGAUGGCAGACACAGCGUAUGGUAGUUGCUGUGUUGAUGAAGUUGCGGCAUUACACAUCAAUGCUGAUUGUGUUAUUCAUUAUGGACAGACAUGUUUUAGCCCGACAACAACUCUACCAGCUUUCUUUGUUUUUGGGAAGGCUUCUAUCAGCAUACCUAACUGUGUUGAAAGUCUAUCGAAAUAUGCUCUUUCAUGUAGCAAGCCUAUCAUGGUGCUUUUUGGUUUGGAAUAUGCACAUUCAAUACCACACAUUAAAACAGCAACGUUAGAAGCAUUAAUGUCAAGUAGAUCUGAGUUGAAACCGGAAGUUCAUUUUCCUGAUGUUCCGUCUUCGUCUAUGUUUCCUUCAAGAGAUAUCAAAAACUUAAAUGGGCUGGCGGAACCAGCUAAUGGUUUGAACAAUAAUGGCAGUUCUAAUGAGACUGGUGCGCCUAGGUAUAGCAUUGGAGGAUUGACUUGGAAAUUACCGGAGGGAAAACGCAUGGAUGACUUCUUUAUCUUUUGGAUUGGACAUGAUAAUUCAGCAUUUGCAAAUGUUGUGCUUACAUUCAAUACCUGUGAAAUAGUCAGAUAUGAUGCAACUGAGAAUCGAAUGGUGACUGACUUGUCUCAGCAGAGGAGGAUUCUUAAACGUAGAUAUUACCUAGUUGAGAGGGCUAAAGAUGCAAAUAUCAUUGGGAUUUUGGUAGGAACUCUUGGUGUUGCUGGUUAUCUUCAUAUGAUACACCAGAUGAAAGAGCUCAUCACUGGGGCAGGAAAGAAGGCCUACACUAUGGUCAUGGGAAGACCAAACCCAGCUAAACUUGCUAACUUUCCUGAGUGUGACGUUUUCAUUUAUGUCUCCUGUGCCCAAACUGCUCUACUGGAUAGCAAAGAGUAUCUAGCCCCAGUUAUUACUCCAUAUGAAGCAACAAUAGCUUUCAGCAGGGGAAGCCAGUGGACAGGAUCGUACGUAAUGGAAUUUCGAGACCUAAUAGAGUUGCCUCAAGUGGAAGCUGGAAACCAGGAAGAAGCACGGUUUUCAUUCCCAGGUGGAUAUGUGGAAGAUAUUGAUAACCAUGAAAACGCCAAGGAAGACAGAGAAGCCCUUGCUUUAGUUAAUGCUACAGAGAAGGCACUGCAGUUGCGGGAUAACUCUGGUUCUCUAAUUAAAAGGGAUGCUAAAUCAGGAGCAGAGUUUUUCGCCGCGAGAUCUUAUCAGGGUCUGAAUAUUGACGAUGAAAACGCUGUACCUGAGCCAUAUUUCAUAGGAAGGAAAGGAAGGGCGUCAGGCUAUGAAGACGAGAAAAGCCAACAAGAAACUUAGUUGCAGUUGUUGAGGAUGAAUGAUGAGUAUAAAUGAAUGUGGGGCUGACCCUGAUAUUCCUUCUCUUUGUCAAUAUGGGAAAGAGGGGCCAAACCUUGAUUCUUGCUUUGUGUUGCAAGUACUGAUUUUGGCUAGUGAGUUGGGUUAACUUAGUAGUUCCACACUAACAUGCUUGUUGUAUAAUAGUUCUGGAGAAUUUUGAAUUUUGAAUAGCAGCAAGCUUUUGUGGCUGAAUUUUUUUUUUUUUUUGCCCCUAAUGUUGGAGCAUGAUUGAAAUUCCUUUUUGAGAUAUUUAAAUGCUCUUCUUUAUUCA
Messenger RNA from Neltuma alba, 1959 nucleotides. Its product is annotated as 2-(3-amino-3-carboxypropyl)histidine synthase subunit 2-like. NCBI's taxonomy places the organism in Eukaryota, Viridiplantae, Streptophyta, Magnoliopsida, Fabales, Fabaceae. Gene Ontology annotation, molecular function: 2-(3-amino-3-carboxypropyl)histidine synthase activity. The record is from RefSeq and is a predicted model, not a curated record. Gene Ontology annotation, biological process: protein histidyl modification to diphthamide.